GCCAGGAAGGCGGGCGGGGAGGAGGGAGUGCCCGGCGCGGAGGGCGCAGCCGGGGCGCGGGACGCGAGCGGGAGGCCGGCCCGCAGUGACGAUCGCCGCCGCCGCCGCCGCCACGAGGCAGGCUCGCCCGGGGAUGUCUGAGCCCGCGCCUCGCGGGGCCCGAGCUCCACGCGGCGGCCGUCGCCCCGGCCUCUGAGGGCCGCCACGUCCCGGCGCGCGCGGGCGGAGGGGCUCGGUGCCGCGGGGCCGCCCGGGAGGGGCCGGCGCCGGGAGCGGCGGUCCAGGCUGCGCGCCUACCCCAUCGCCGCGGCCGGCGGGCCAGGAGGAUGCGCGGCGCCGGGCUCUGAAGCAUGGAGGGCGUUCUGUACAAGUGGACCAACUAUCUCACAGGUUGGCAGCCCCGUUGGUUUGUUUUAGAUAAUGGAAUAUUGUCCUACUAUGAUUCACAAGAUGAUGUUUGCAAAGGCAGCAAAGGAAGUAUAAAGAUGGCAGUUUGUGAAAUUAAAGUCCAUUCAGCAGACAACACAAGAAUGGAAUUAAUCAUUCCAGGAGAGCAGCAUUUCUACAUGAAGGCGGUCAAUGCAGCUGAAAGACAAAGGUGGCUGGUUGCUCUGGGGAGCUCCAAAGCCUGUUUGACUGACACUAGGACUAAAAAAGAAAAAGAAAUAAGUGAAACCAGCGAAUCUCUGAAAACCAAAAUGUCUGAACUUCGCCUCUACUGUGACCUUUUAAUGCAGCAAGUUCAUACGAUUCAAGAAUUUGUUCACCAUGACGAGAAUCAUUCAUCUCCCAGCAUAGAGAACAUGAACGAAGCCUCUUCCCUACUUAGUGCCACAUGUAAUACGUUCAUCACAACGCUUGAGGAAUGUGUGAAGAUAGCAAAUGCCAAGUUUAAACCUGAGAUGUUUCAGCUGUCCCAUCCGGAUCCCUUAGUUUCUCCUGUGUCACCUUCUCCUGUUCAAAUGAUGAAGCGUUCUGUCAGCCACCCUGGUCCUUGCAGUUCAGAGAGGAGUAGCCACUCUAUAAAAGAACCAGCGUCUACACUUCACCGGCUCUCUCAGCGACGACGAAGAACCUACUCAGAUACAGACUCUUGCAAUGACAUCCCUCUUGAAGACCCAGAUAGUGAUAUCCAGUUCCUCCUUCACACCUUCCACGUUUUCACCCUCUGUCCCCUGUCUCAGCCUGCAUCAUGUGCAGCACCAACAAAAACAGUUCCAUCAUCAAAUAACAUCAGGGAGCAUUGGAUUACCUCUUGGAGAAUCAACACAUACUAACUCAUCAAAGGCUCUGAGAAGUCCUGCAUAAAGAAGCAUAAUUACCCUACCCAAGUCCUGACUCAUGUUUGUCAGAGGGGAGGGAGGUUGGGGGACUGGGUGAAAAAGGUUAAGGGAUUAAGAAGUACAAAUUGGUAGUCACAAAAUAGUCAUGGGAUAUAAAGUACAGCAUAGGGAAUAUAGUCAAUAAUGUUGUAAUAACUAUGUAUGGUGGGUGCCAGGUGGUGCUGGAAAUACCACGGGAACACAUUUUAAAGUAUGGUUGUCUAAUCACUAUGCUGUACACCUGAAACUAAUACAAAAUGAUAUAAAAUGUAAACUGUAAUAAAAUUAAAAUGAAA
Messenger RNA from Eptesicus fuscus (big brown bat), 1618 nucleotides. It is a transcript of the gene PLEKHA3, whose product is annotated as pleckstrin homology domain containing A3. Lineage: Eukaryota; Metazoa; Chordata; Mammalia; Chiroptera; Vespertilionidae. Gene Ontology annotation, cellular component: recycling endosome; early endosome; trans-Golgi network. Bases 351 to 1277 code for a protein of 308 amino acids. Gene Ontology annotation, biological process: endosome organization; receptor recycling; retrograde transport, endosome to Golgi. The record is from RefSeq and is a predicted model, not a curated record. The transcript is spliced from 8 exons.